AUGGAGCUGAAUAAACACGUUCGGGUUCUGCUGAGAGGACUGAAACCAGCAUCGCCUCCGAAGCCGGGGACUCGGAAAGACGUGCCUUUUUUACUUUUCCAAGGCGUUUAUUUUCUUUUCUUUGCCAGCCUGCGUCCAUUCGGAUACAUCCUAGGAAGUUCUCCGAGGAACGCAAGAUUACGCUGUAAAUGUAUCAACAACCUGGAGCCAAGCAUGAAAAAGGCGACCAAGCCCACGGCCGCGACCUCCAGAACCUCAGCGGGCACUAAAGCCCCAGGCAGACCUGAGGGAAACGGCAAUAUGGGCACAGGUGGCAAGAUGACGAACAAAACCCAGAGUUCAGCUCCACUGUCUAAGGCAAAGAGCAAUGAUGAUCUCCCAGCGGUGAGUGCAGGAAGUGGACCAUUAUCCGUUUGCAACAGUAACACUACUGUUAGAAACAAGAGAGGAAGCUCCUUUCAGAACACCAGCAGCACUGAGACCAGGUCCAAGACCAGUUCAGGUCUUUCAGGAAGGCGUGCCUUGUCAUCCACAGCGAAGGAUUCAGGCACGACCCGAGAGAACUUGCGAGAACGUUCCAGAACUAGUGUUGCCAAAAAGCUUGCCGGACCCACCGAUGCCAUGCCUCAGAAGCGAUCGCGAUGCCGUACCGUAGCUGAGACUGAUUCUCGGAUGAGCAAAUCUCGCUCAGACAGCCAGAUAAGCCAUAAAGCAGUGCUGGAGUGCCAAGUGAAAGACCUGCUGGGCUUAGCCAAGAGCAAAGACCUGGAGAUCAUCCAUCUCCGCUCUGAACUUAGAGGUAUGAGAGCCCAGCUUGGUCUGGAAGAACUUGAGGCCCCUGAUGCAGAACAAGCAUCUCAAGAGACCAAGCAGCCUCAGGAGAAAGAGGUUUCUCCUGUGAUCAGUGCCACAGAUGUGGAGUCCACUCUGCUCCUCCUUCAAGACCAGAACCAGGGCAUCCUUGAUGAGCUAAAUAUGCUGAAGAGUGAAAACCGGAUGCUGAAGGAUCGUCUCAAUGCUCUCGGCUUCUCUCUGGAGCAUCGUCUAGACAGCCCUGACAAAGGUCUGCGCUGCCCGUCCUUUAGUCCUGAGCCUGUAUCUGGUGGAGGCAGUGGAGGUCAUAGCGAAAACAGUGGGGGUGGUAUGCGUGCAUCUUCUGCAGAAGGCUCUGUCCAAGGCUCUACCGAGGACCUGCUUUCAGAAAAGAGAAGUGUAUACUCUCCUGAUGCACUGGACAGUGAGUGCAGUGAGGCCUACCAGCCGAUCACCUCCAGCGAUGAUGCCCUGGAUGCGCCCUCUGGAUGUGGAUCCUCUUCUGAAUCAGAGGGAGGGCCACCGAGCCGGGAACAUUCCCGCAGGGGCAGCAGCGGGAACACCAGUGAGGUUUCCGUGGCCUGCCUGACUGAGCGCAUCCAUCAAAUGGAGGAGAACCAGCACAGCACAGCAGAAGAACUCCAGGCCACUCUGCAGGAGCUUGCUGACCUGCAGCAGAUCACGCAAGAGCUGACCACAGAGAAUGAACGCCUUGGUGAGGAGCGUGCCAUUCUGGUUGACUCCCUCUGUCAACAAGAGGAGCGUCUGGAACUGUACGGAAGACAACUGGACUACUUCCGAGGCCUUCUUGACGAGCAUCGGGUGGCCUACGCCAAGGAUGAUGAAGAUGCCAAAAGCAGCCGAUACGUGGAGCUGGAAAGGCGCUAUGCCGAGCUGAACGAGGGCUCGCAUUUUGAGCGGGAGCAGUUGCUGGGCGUUCAGCAACAGCUAAGCAGUGCACUCAAGAUGGCAGAACAGGAGAAUGCAGAAGCCCAAGGCCUGAUGGCGGCAUUGAAGGAGCGUGUCCAUGUGGCGGAGAGAGCUGUGGAAAUGGAGCGGAGGGAACGGGCAUUCGCUAAAGCGGAGUUGGAAACGCUGAGGGUGGUUUCCGAAGGGGAGCAGGUGAAGUUGAAUCGCUGCAGAAUCCAACUUGAGCAAGAGAGGCAGAGAGUGGCCCAGCUCCUCUCCAUCCACAACGCAGGGGACAAGACAGAUAUACGCCACCUGCUGGACAGUGAGAGAUUAGACAAAGAGCGAGCAGAGGCCAAAGCAGCUCAGUUAAAAAAGGAACUGGGACACACGCGCAGUGAAGCUGCCCAGCUCCAAGAGGCAAUUAGCAAGCUUGAGGGUGAGUUCCGAGCGUUUCGUGACGAUGUCCAGGCACAGUUAGCAGAGCAGAAGCGGCUCCUGGAGCAGCAGUGCUCUGAGCUAGAGGAGAAGGACACCGAGAUCGCUGACAUGAAGGAGACCAUCUUUGAGCUGGAGGAUGAAGUCGAGCAGCAUCGUGCUGUUAAGCUUCAUGACAACCUCAUCAUUUCUGACCUGGAGAAUUCCAUCAAAAAGCUUCAUGAUCAGAAAUAUGACAUGGAGAAGGAGAUUAAGGUUCUUCACCGAAAAUUGCGGGAGGAAUCAGCCGAGUGGCGUCAGUUCCAAGCUGAUCUGCAAACAGCUGUCAUCAUCGCCAACGACAUCAAGACAGAAGCUCAGGAGGAGAUCGGAGACCUGUGGCGCCGUCUGCAGGAAGCUCAGGAGAAAAAUGAGAAGAUGAACAAAGAGCUGGAUGAACAAAAGAGCAGAAAGCAGGAAGAGGAGCGUGGCCGUGUGUUUAAUUAUAUGAACGCCGUAGAAAGAGACUUGGCUGUGCUGAGGCAGGGGAUGGGCCUGAGCCGACGUUCCUCCACUUCCUCUGAACCUUCACCCACUGUCAAAACACUCAUCAAGAGCUUUGACAGCGCCUCGCAAGGUCCUGUUUCAGCCAGUCCUGCCGACGCUGCUGUUGCUGCCGCUGCCGCUAUUUCCAGAACACCCCUCAGUCCCAGUCCCAUCAAAACCCCUCCAGCCGCUGCUGUCUCUCCUAUACCGAGGCACACCAUCAGCUCAGCCAAGCCCCUGUCGUCAAUGUUGGACAAGAGGCCGAGCUACACGGACCUGAGCAUACCAGCAGACCACCUCCUCCGGACCUCACCUGUAAUGCGCCCCAGCUGCAGCCUCCACAGGGUGACAAACAUAGACUCGACUAAGUCUAUAUCAGUUUCUCGCAGAAGCAGUGAAGAGUUAAAGAGAGACUUGUCGGUAACAGACACAUCAACGCCAUCGUCAAUCAUCGCGCUAGGUUCGUCUUCCCCCCAGCUUUCUUUGUCAUCCAACUCCUCCUCCCCAACCGCCUCCGUCACGCCUACCACACGAGGACGUUUACGAGAGGAACGGAAGGACCCUCUGUCUGCGUUAGCCAGGGAAUAUGGAGGAUCCAAGAGGAAUGCUCUGCUCAGGUGGUGCCAGAAGAAGACUGAGGGUUAUCAGAACAUUGACAUCACCAACUUCAGCAGCAGCUGGAAUGAUGGGCUCGCUUUCUGUGCCAUACUUCACACCUAUCUGCCGGCACAUAUCCCCUACCACCAACUCAGCAACCAGGACAAGAGGCGAAAUUUCACUUUGGCCUUCCAGGCAGCAGAAAGUGUGGGAAUUAAAUCGACACUGGACAUUGGUGAAAUGGUGCACACAGAAAGAUCCGACUGGCAGAGUGUCAUGAUCUACGUGACGGCCAUCUAUAAGUAUUUUGAGACCUGAGAAUCUUCUUGAACGGCUGCAGUCGGUUCACCUCCCUUGCUGCGGCCAAGAUGCUACAAAUUUCCCAGAUGCCUUAGCUGCGAAUGGGGGACUUACCCACACAACUUACUGUUUCCUCCAGUGUGUUCCCAGAAUCCUGUAUAGCUGCUGAAACGAGCCAGAUCCUACUAAGCUUCUCUGAACAUCAGUGCUUUUGAAGAGAAGUGGGAAGUCGGUGGGAUCAUGAGCCAACAACUUCCUUUUAAGAACAUUGCAACACUAUUUAAAGUGUAUUGUGCCAACCGAGCAACAAAAAUGUGUAUCUCUGAAAACGAUUGACUUUGAAAGUUGGCUUGUUUUAUAGUUUUGUCAUAAGGAUGCCCUCUGUAUGCCAGUAUUGGUCUUAGAUUAUCAGUAUUUAUUCCAAAGAGUGACGCCACAACAGGCUUCGCCCACAAAAAUGGCGUUUUUGAAUUUUCUUUAGCCUGAAUAAGCUUAAAUCUGUCUUGUUUGAUUUAUUAAAAAAAAAUUCUAAUAAAAAAAGACAGGGCUCCUUAAAGGAAGAGUUCACCCUAAAAUAGAAGUUUGCUGGCAAUUUACUCAAUAUGUAGAGGAGUUUAUUUCUUCAUCAAAAAAGAUUUCAAGAAAUUUAGCAUUUAGCAAUCAC
Molecule: messenger RNA, 4246 nt
Organism: Sinocyclocheilus grahami
Lineage: Eukaryota; Metazoa; Chordata; Actinopteri; Cypriniformes; Cyprinidae
Product: cytospin-A-like
Exons: 17
Coding region: 1-3600 (1199 amino acids)
Molecular function (GO): protein binding
Source: RefSeq, a predicted model, not a curated record